UAUGUAGCACAGCAUUUUAGGCAUUACAGCAAGCAUAUCAAAAAGCAAACAGGCCUAUACUCGUCAUGUUUUACCACGUUAGUCAUGGCGCGCGCGUGCCCUCGAAUGCCAAGAGACGUUAUCCCUUGUGGAACUGCAAAGGGGGUUAAAGCGCAAGGGUCAAGUGGGAAGCUGAAGCGUGAGGCCAGUGCCACAUCCAGCAAAGACGUGUCUUGGCAGCCCUGCUCCCCGCAAAACUAUGUGCUGGCGAUGGCGUAUUUUUUUUUCUUUCUCCUGGGAGUGAGUGGGCAUGGGGUACGCGGCUUUGGGGAUGGGAAGAUCCGGCAUCAUCCCGGGAGAGAGGGAUACUGUAGCCGUGAUGACAAUCAAUGCGUUGUGGUGAGGAGGAUACGAGGAUGGGUUGGCUUCGAUUGGGCCAAAGCUGGAUGAUCAGGAGAAGUUUGAAUGAAUACCCGUCUCUUACAUGGAUGGAGUAGGCUACUCGUAUACGACAAGAUCGUCAUAA
Messenger RNA from Trichoderma harzianum CBS 226.95, 505 nucleotides. RefSeq lists its product as hypothetical. Bases 85 to 429 code for a protein of 114 amino acids. The record is from RefSeq and is a predicted model, not a curated record. The transcript has a single exon. NCBI's taxonomy places the organism in Eukaryota, Fungi, Ascomycota, Sordariomycetes, Hypocreales, Hypocreaceae.